CCCGUCCUGAAGCCGUUCAACCUCGCCAUUCAGCCUCCUCUUGCCUGAAUUGCUCCCAGCCCAUCUUCGCGCUCGUCCUCUGCACGACGGACACACCCCUUAGCCGAGACAAAUUUCCCACCAAUCAAGAUUGCCCGGCAUGUCUACCGAUCCCAAGUUCGACGACCUCCACAAGCAGCUCUUUGAUGAGGGCCUGAAGAUGCGGCGCAGUGUGGUAGGCGAUGAGUACGUCGACCGGGCGUUGGCCAAUGGUUCUACGGAGUUUUCUCGGGCGGGUCAAGAGUUGGUGACAGAGUGGUGCUGGGGGUAUGCGUGGACACGACCAGGCCUCACGAAGCAGCAACGAAGCCUGCUUAAUAUCGGCAUGUUGAUGGCGCUCAAUCGAGGGCCCGAGCUGGCAGUUCACGUUCGAGGGGCAAGGAACAACGGGCUGUCCGAGUUGGAGAUCCGCGAGGCCAUUAUCCAUGCGACCACGUACUGCGGCGUUCCGGCGGGAGUUGACGCCAUGAAGACGGCGGAGAGGGUGCUCAACGAGAUGGCAGAAAAGGGGGAAAUGCCACGUGAGCUGGGGGGAAAGAGCGAGAAGGCAUAGUGAGGAUGGCGGUUUUGGCGAAUCUAAAGAGAUUGAUGUGAUGCUGAUGGAAGGGAAAAGGAGCAGAAACUUUGGAAGAUGGCGAGGGAAGUCGACUUUCCCAUUCGAGAGAGAUAUGCACGUGCGGGCAUCAGGGGGGGAGGAACAUUCGUUGCCCCACAACCUCACCAGGCAAUUCCAUCCUUUC
This is a messenger RNA of Westerdykella ornata, 779 nucleotides long. RefSeq names its product CMD-domain-containing protein. Gene Ontology annotation, molecular function: peroxiredoxin activity. Bases 140 to 592 code for a protein of 150 amino acids. The record is from RefSeq and is a predicted model, not a curated record. The transcript has a single exon. Lineage: Eukaryota; Fungi; Ascomycota; Dothideomycetes; Pleosporales; Sporormiaceae.